AUGGCAAAGACUAGACCAGGCAAGAGAGAUUUGGAUUCGUAUACCAUCAAAGGAACUAACAAAGUUAUCAAAGCUGGAGAUUGUGUGCUGAUGAGACCCCCAGAAACUAAUAAAGCACCAUAUGUAGCAAAAGUGGAGAAAUUGGAAGCCGAUAAUCGCAACAUUGUUAAGGUUAAAGUACGAUGGUAUUAUCGACCCGAAGAAUCCAUCGGUGGAAGAAGGCCGUUUCAUGGAUCAAAAGAGUUGUUUCUGUCAGAUCAUUUUGAUGUUCAAAGUGCUCUUACUAUUGAAGGAAAAUGUACUGUUCACUCAUUCAAGAACUAUAGUAAGAUUAAGGAUGUUGGCACUGAGGAUUAUUUCUGCAGAUUCGAGUAUAAAGCUGCUACUGGUGAAUUCGCUCCUGAUAGAGUUGCAGUGUAUUGCAAAUGUGAGAUGCCUUAUAAUCCGGAUGACCUCAUGGUGCAGUGCGAGGGAUAUUGCAGGGGUUGGUUUCAUCCUUCGUGUAUUGGCAUGACCAUUGUUCAAGCCCAUAAUUUAGAAUGCUUUCUCUGCGCUGGUUGUUCCUCCAAAGAUGAGGUCAAAAGAUCUCUGAACAAAUUUCCAGUUUCACCAUCAGCCGAAACUAAAGCUGAGGCAAAGCGCCGGAAGAAGUAAUCAGUUGAUGCGGAGUUCGUGGUGCACGAGGA
Papaver somniferum (opium poppy) is the source of this 686-nucleotide messenger RNA. Its product is annotated as chromatin remodeling protein EBS-like. Lineage: Eukaryota; Viridiplantae; Streptophyta; Magnoliopsida; Ranunculales; Papaveraceae. Bases 1 to 654 code for a protein of 217 amino acids. Gene Ontology annotation, molecular function: chromatin binding. The record is from RefSeq and is a predicted model, not a curated record. The transcript has a single exon.